UCACCCGAGCGAAGUUUCAGUAGACCCUAACCCUCUCUCCUCUCUGUUAAAAACUCUACCUCCGACCACCGCACGCCCGCCGCCGACCAGCCACCGCCGCCAUUCACCCUUAGUUUUCGACGAACCACCGCUUUUCUUCUCCUGCUCUCUCUCUCUCUCUCUCUCUCUCCAUUUUCGCCGUUGCAGGACAGCCCAGCCACCUACAGAGAAAGACAGCCACACAUCCCAUGACGAGUGAAGUGGAUCUGUGGAGACUAACAAAAUUACACCAGUCUGUGGCGAUUAACCUGGUUGAAGUCACUAAACACAGAUAUGGUUUUUUCUUGUUUUUUAUUUAUUUUUGGUUUUUGGGCUGUUUGGUUGCUGAGGAAGUGUGGGAAAACGAUCGGUAGUGUGACCCACAGAUCUUUAGUUUGUUUUUUGUUCUCUGUACUGUUGGUUGGGUUGGAGAAAUUUUGGCAAAUGUUGCUAGGUCUGUUGAACAUAAUUUGUCACUCCAACUUAUGUAAGAAUGGAGUUUGUUAGUCCUAAUAUGGUAUAAAACAUUGAUGCAGCACAUCCUCCAAAUAAUUUUGUUCUUAGCAAUUGGAGGGCAGGAAAUCCACCUUUGAAACCCUAAUUCACCAACCCCAAAAACCCUAGUGCCCAUGGCAUCAAAGAAGAAGCAAUUUGAAGGUAUUGCUAUGUUGUCCAUGUACAACGACGAAGAAGAAGAAGAAGAUGAAGGCAUGGAAGAUGUCAAAGAACAAGAAGAAGAAGAAGAAGAUGAAAAAAUAGAGCGGCAAGAAGCAGAGAGAGAGCAACAAGAUGACUAUUACAUGGAUUCAAGAAUGGCAGAACAGGAUGAUUCGUUGGCCAAAAGCGGAGAUAGACUUGGUGGUGAUGCUGCUAAUGAUGACUCGCCGCCGAUUGCCAGUGAAAAUACAACACCGCAGCCUCAAGUUACGGCAGUGUCACCGCAGCAAGAGGCAGUAGCAGCGUCAGAGAGUGUGAAGAUGAGUGGGAGACGGAAUCUUACGAUCGUAGACUAUGGUCAUGAUGAAGUUGCUAUGUCUCCUGAGCCUGAGGACGGAGAAAUAGAAGGAAGUGGUCGGAUCAUGUUUGAAUCAGAGCUUCAAACUGCGAAUGGUCAUUUCCAAGAGAAAACAACUCCUGGAACUGUUCAGGCUUUAACACCUAGCAAUCCAGUAACUCCUCUAUCAUCUGAUCCGUCACGAUAUGAUACAAUGAACUACGCUAUGCAUGAAUCAGAGGGAGCACAGGUUGAGGAAGCUGUUAUGGAACAGGAAAAAGAAAUUGAUCCAUUAGACACGUUUCUCCCCCCACCACCAAAAGCAAAGUGCUCGGAGGAGCUACAAAGGAAAAUAAAUAAGUUCCUUGAUUACAAGAAAUAUGGAAAAAGCUUCAAUGCAGAAGUACGGAAUAGGAAAGAUUACAGGAACCCUGACUUCUUGCUGCAUGCAGUGAGGUAUCAAGAUAUCGAUCAAAUAGGGUCUUGCUUCAGUAAGGAUGUAUUUGACCCUCAUGGAUAUGACAAAAGCGACUACUAUGACGAAAUAGAAACUGAUAUGAGGCGUGAGGAACUAGAAAAGAAGAAGAAUAAUAAGGUUGACUUUGUUUCUGGAGGAACACAAUCUGGAACGGUUGCUCCUACACCAAAAGUUAAUAUGCCUAUUCCAGCAGCUGCUACUGGUUUGCUAUCCAUGCCACCUGCAGCUGAUCCCACUACUAGGGAUGGUAGACAGAACAAGAAAUCUAAGUGGGAUAAGGUGGAUGGGGAUCGAAGAAAUUCUGUGUCCUCUGGGGGCCAGGAUUCUAUAUCGGCAGCUGGAGCUCAUGCAGCACCCUUAUCUGCUACUAAUGCUGGCACAGGGUACAUGGCUUUUGCCAAAGACGGCGAGAAGCAGAAGAAAAAAAAUCUAGUGAAAGGAAGGUGGAGAGAAGAUCUUGAGGCACUACUCACCAGUGAAUUAUCAUACACCAUUUUGAAAUGGAUAAAUCCAUCAUACAACAUCUUAAAGGCCAUGUUAUGGCCCUUGUAUCUUUUUUACACAUAGGUCCUUUAUACGGCAAGAAUGAAAAUGUAUUUUUGUCUCAUUAGUUCCCCGGCCCCCCGUUUAUAUGAUCUUAGGUUUAAUUUUAUCUUUUCUCCUAUUGCAGUGAAUUAGUAUUUCCUAUCCUGACGGGUUCAUUUAUGUAUAUCCUUUUUAGCCUGUCAGCUAACAGAAAAUAGAACAAUUUUGACCU
Messenger RNA from Corylus avellana, 2247 nucleotides. RefSeq lists its product as uncharacterized. Gene Ontology annotation, biological process: regulation of DNA-templated transcription. Lineage: Eukaryota; Viridiplantae; Streptophyta; Magnoliopsida; Fagales; Betulaceae. Gene Ontology annotation, cellular component: nucleus. The record is from RefSeq and is a predicted model, not a curated record.